Molecule: messenger RNA, 4179 nt
Organism: Acipenser ruthenus (sterlet)
Lineage: Eukaryota; Metazoa; Chordata; Actinopteri; Acipenseriformes; Acipenseridae
Gene: dhodh
Product: dihydroorotate dehydrogenase
Exons: 10
Coding region: 391-1452 (353 amino acids)
Biological process (GO): 'de novo' pyrimidine nucleobase biosynthetic process; pyrimidine ribonucleotide biosynthetic process
Cellular component (GO): cytoplasm; mitochondrial inner membrane
Molecular function (GO): dihydroorotate dehydrogenase activity
Source: RefSeq, a predicted model, not a curated record
AAGUCUCGCGGCGUUUUCUCCAGGAAGUAAAUCGCCGUGUUGACUCUUGAACUAGUGAACUACUGACUCUCGCAGUGAACUGCUGCAUGCGGAAAAUGACGGCACAGUUGUUAAAGCGUGCAAAGGAUGCGGUGAAGGUGAUUGGCUCAGGUGGUCUGCUGUUUGUCUCGUACCUGACAGCCACUGGGGACGAGCGCUUCUAUGCCAAUCAGCUGAUGCCAGCCUUGCAGAGGAUUGUGGGAGCGGAGACAGCACAUGUGUUGGCAGUUCGAUUCAUCGGGCUGGGACUUGUCCCACGAGGCAGGCACAGGGACUCUCCAUCACUGGAGGUUCGGGUUCUGGGGCAGCGGUUCCAGAAUCCGCUGGGGAUAGCAGCAGGCUUUGAUAAGCAUGCAGAGGCAGCGGACGGGCUCUUCCGGCUGGGCUUCGGUUUCGUGGAGGUUGGGAGUGUCACACCGCAACCCCAGGAAGGAAACCCCAAACCCAGAGUAUUCAGGCUUCCUGCGGACCAGGCCGUCAUUAACAGCUUUCUUAAACACUGUAACCUUUCAUCUGGAACCUGCUCUAUGGUAUAGACUAGAAGCGGGUGGAGCCAACAGAAAUGAAAGGUAUGGUUUUAACAGCUGUGGCCAUGCAGCCGUCCGUGAGAGGCUGAAGGCAAGGCAAGAACUGCAGUCUGAGUUGACGAAAGCUGGUCGGCCCCUUGGUAUUAACCUGGGUAAGAACAAGCUGUCCCGGGAUGCAGCGUCUGAUUAUUCAGAGGGGGUGCGAGUGCUGGGCAUGCUGGCUGAUUACCUUGUGGUGAACGUGAGCAGCCCCAACACACCCGGACUGAGAGACCUGCAGAGCAAAGAGGAGCUGCGCCUCCUGCUGGACAGGGUGCUAAAGGAGAGGGAUGCCCUCAAGUGCGAGCGAAAGCCAGCAGUCCUUGUGAAGAUCGCUCCAGACCUGACCCCGCAGGACAAGCAGGACAUAGCCGACAUUGUGACUGAGCUUGGGGUGGAUGGGUUGAUCGUCACCAACACCACAGUCUCGCGACCUUCGACCUUGCAGGACCCCCUUCGCGGAGAGACUGGGGGGCUGAGUGGGAGACCCCUAAGGGAAAUGUCCACACAGACUGUGCGGGAGAUGUACAGCCUCACUAAAGGGAAGAUUCCUAUUGUAGGAGUGGGGGGAGUGAGCAGCGGGCAGGAUGCUCUUGAAAAGAUACGUGCCGGCGCCACCCUGGUCCAGCUUUACAGCGCUUUCACCUACCAAGGGCCACCUAUCGUCGGCAAGAUCAAACGAGAACUCGAGCAGUUACUGGCGGAACAAGGAUUCACAAACGUCACUGAAGCUGUAGGAGCAGAUCACAGGACAACAGAUGGAAAAUUACAAGUACGGGUGCCAGCGCGAGAGCAGCUUCAUCUAGCAUCAGGAACCCCAGUGCAAUCAGCAGCCACCACAGUAUAGCUUUUUUCAGUGAACGAAAAUGGACAAUUUUUUUUUUUUUUUUUUUUUUAAUUCAACAGCCUUAAAGAAAUGUAUAUGAUCAUGUUAAAGUCCAAAAUUGGUAGAAUAAACCAGCUAAUGUUAAGAUAAACAGUAUAUGGAUUAAAGUCCAAGCUUUUCCUUCUUGUGGUUAAGGUCAGAAGUUUUACUGGUUGGGUAAUGUACAAUUUGACCUAUUUACUGAUAGAGAACAUAUCUGACAGACUUUGAUAGAGGCCUCGUUUUUGGAAGGUUUUUCUGUUUCCAAGACUAUACGGAUUACUGAUGUGUCUAGUGUAACAAUCAAAAGUGAUGCCUACCUUUGCCAUUUGCUGUUUGGAACUACAAAUCCAAUUUGGGAAAACUAAUUAUUAAGUUUGAAAACAUUUGUUUCACCAAUUUCACUAUUGCCAUCCUGUCUGCUCGGGUAUUUCAACACGCAUCAUUUUGCAUGUAACUAAAGAACUCGCUUUUACAUCCUCAUUGAAGCUACUCCUAAACCUGAGUUCGCUUCAUAAAUCAACCUAUUUCUAUUCAAAGGUCGACAAAAGAGUAACGUGCAGCCAGGCUUUCUCACUCUGUCUAUAAACUUUACCUGCUCAUAUACAGGAUGAGAUUUGUUCCUUGCUAGGUUUAUACAAUUACAUUAUUUCUCUCAGAAAAUUUGCCUCAACAUUCAUUGCUAAAGACUGCUGUUUGGGGUUGAUUUGAUGAGCUGGUACUCAUCACCCUGCGUGCCUCUCCCACUUAUUACAGACAGGACUGUAACUUAUGAAAAGCUGUUAGCCUCCAGGAGCUGUACUUCCAGCUGAGGGAAACUCCACAUCUCUCUCUAUCAAUCCUCAGUCACAGCGAAAAGCCCCACACAGCAGCCUGUCACUACUGGAGCAGGGAAAUACACGUUUACAAGCGAUUCUCUGAGAUCUGUGAUCAAAGGUCCCUAGUAAUUCUGCAAGCUGUCUAGUUCAAUAUUCAGGAAGCUUGCCUUCAGGUGCUGUAGCUUAAUGCCCACACAGCAACUGUCCCGCUGCGGAGGAAUCAAUAUCUGCUGGAUAAAAACACUGCACAACUUUUCAUUAAGUAAUCUCUGCCAAAAAACAAUUAAUCUUUAAAGAAAAAUAUGUCGUAAGGAAGCACAGUAGCAUGGUGGGUUGAAGGGAAGCAUAUUAUCCUUGUACACUAAAGCCCAUAGGGGAAACACUGUGCAACACAUAUAUACUUCCCUACCUCAUUUCCUCAUAAUAAGUCUUGACAAGUCUUUGCAGAAGCAAUUUUUGAAAUCGCAAGCAUGGCAAAUCAAGCACAGUAUAGUAAAAAAAAUGCACUCAAAAUAAAGACAUUGGGAUUUCAGCCAAGGAAUGAUGGGAAAGCUCAUCCCAAUAAGAGAACAAUUGAAAGAUCACAGUCUAAUUUAAGAAACAUGGAAUAAUCAAAAUAACAUGUCUCGAGUUGGUUUUGGACAGCCACCAGUCCAAAACUAACCAGAUUGCUGUGUGAUAAUAUAUUCUGACCCAUAUGUUAAUUUGAUUAACUUUGAGUAUCAAAGUUCAGGGUGCUUUUGCCAUACUAAUAUUACGGAAACAUGGUCUUAUAAGGUAACACAACCUUUUUAAAUACAUGCAAAAAUAUGCCUUUUAAAAACCCUACCCACACUUUAAGUGUGCUUGUGCUUUGUUCUCCUCCUUUCAUGUUAAGCACAAUGACAGUCUAAACAGUCUGUGUGUGUGCACCUGCAUAUUUUGUGCUUCCACACACAAGACAUGAAGAAUGCAACUGCAUCAUUUCUGUUCUAAAGAUUUACUAAUGACGUUGAGGGCUGUUUGAAACACAGGGUAGCAAUUUGCUGCAGGAGUGGAGUUGCUUUGUUGCCAUGGAGAACUGACUUUUUAUAAUUUUUUUCCAAUCUUAUGAAUAUCGAUUGAGGGGAGAGGGAGGGAGGAACAAAGUGUACAACAGAUAAAAGUACAAAGCAGCUGCAUUGUUUCGUAAAGAAACUCAAGAUCACAUCAAUCCCGCCGCAGUCUACACGGGUCUGGAAAACCAUUUAGAAGUGUAUGUUGUGGUAAUGGAGUUUACACCAGUGUGAUUAAGGGAAGUGAUGAGGGGGGUUUGGUGCAUCAAAUCUAGUUUCUUUUAGUAUUAGUAGUGUACAUAUUCUGCAAGUGAGUGUUUCAAAUCUUAAACUGCUGCUUCUAGGUGCUUAAUCACCUCCAGUUGUGUCGACAGCUGAACCAUUGAAGUAAGAGACUACCCUCAAUCACAGGACGCCACACAGCACAAUCUUAAUUUUAACCCUAACCCUAAACCUAAACCAUUGAAGCAAGAGACUACCCUCAAUCACAGGAUGCCACACAGCACAAUCUUAAUCUUAACCCUAACCCUAAACCUAAACCAUUGAAGUAAGAGACUACCCUCAAUUACAGGACAUCACAUAGUACAAGGAAGCAUCUUCUGCAUUAAUGUAAAGCUCGGAUUGUAACAUCUGUAUCAUAAAAUAACUUUUGUAUGCCAGUAGAGAGUAUGUGCUUCUCUUCAGAUUAACAGAUGCUCAGGCUGCCAGAUGACUCGCUUUAAACAAACAGAUAUGUAAGUAAUUAAAUGGAUGAUGACUUGCGCAUGUCUAUUACCACCAACAGGAAUUUUUUUUUUUAUUUGUCAGAUUUGCACAAGUUUAAUAUUAUUUCGUAUGAUGUUUUCUUUAUGUAGUGA